Messenger RNA from Hibiscus syriacus, 1568 nucleotides. RefSeq names its product probable polygalacturonase. NCBI's taxonomy places the organism in Eukaryota, Viridiplantae, Streptophyta, Magnoliopsida, Malvales, Malvaceae. Gene Ontology annotation, biological process: carbohydrate metabolic process. Bases 64 to 1458 code for a protein of 464 amino acids. Gene Ontology annotation, molecular function: polygalacturonase activity. The record is from RefSeq and is a predicted model, not a curated record. The transcript is spliced from 6 exons.
UUUAAACUCCGAACUCCAUACCAAAAAAGAAAAUACCAACAUUUGCUUUCUGGUUUAUAGGAGAUGUGGACAACUCCAGGAAGAAGAAAGGUAUAUGGUGACAUAUUAUUGUUACUUGGGAUACUUCUGGUUUUGGUUAAUAUAAAUGGUGCUGCAAUCCUAAAGGUGAGAGGUUUGGACUCGCUCGAUGACUCGGCAGCGGGUUGCGGCAGAAGGUUCAGUGCCUCCUUGACAGACUUUGGUGGUGUUGGUGAUGGGGUAACAUCAAAUACAAUGGCUUUUCAGACUGCCAUUGAUAGCCUGAGCCAGUUUGCCUCGUAUGGCGGAUCGUUACUCUUCGUUCCGCCGGGAAAAUGGUUGACCGGUAGCUUUAAUCUCACCAGCCAUUUCACUCUGUAUCUGCAUAAGGAUGCUACUAUUCUUGCUUCACAGGAUGAGAAUGAAUGGGCUGUUAUCGACCCUCUACCGUCCUACGGCCGAGGAAGGGAUGCAGCUGGAGGAAGGUACAUCAGUCUUAUUUUCGGAACCAACCUCACCGAUGUGGUCAUAACAGGAGAAAAUGGAACUGUUGAUGGUCAGGGUGUGACCUGGUGGGACAAAUUCCACAAGGGAGAGCUUAAAUACACAAGGCCUUACCUUAUUGAGAUAAUGUACUCACAAGAUGUUCAAAUCUCUAAUAUCACAUUGAUGAACUCCCCAUCUUGGAAUGUUCAUCCUGUUUACAGCAGCAAUGUCGUAGUUCAAGGGUUAACGAUCCUCGCACCAGUGACUUCUCCGAAUACCGAUGGGAUCAAUCCAGACUCUUGCACGAAUACAAGGAUCGAGGACUGCUACAUUGUGUCCGGAGACGAUUGUAUAGCCGUUAAGAGCGGGUGGGAUCAGUAUGGUAUCAAAUUCGGCAUGCCAACAAAGCAACUAGUGAUCAGACGUCUCACCUGCAUUUCUCCUUUCAGUGCGGUGAUUGCACUCGGUAGCGAGAUGUCCGGUGGGAUCGAGGAUGUUAGGGCGGAAGACAUCACAGGCAUCAAUUCGGAGUCAGCCGUACGGAUCAAGACCGCCGUGGGAAGAGGGAACUAUGUCAAGGACAUAUAUGUGAGGAGGAUGAGUAUGAAAACUAUGAAAAUGGUGUUUUGGAUGGCAGGGAACUACGGCUCUCAUCCAGACAACGAUUAUGAUCCGAAUGCGAUUCCGGUUAUCCAGAACAUAAACUUCCGAGAUGUCGUUGCGGAGAAUGUGACAAUGGCAGGUAGACUGGAAGGAGUUCCAGGGCAUCCAUUUUCUGGUAUAUGCAUAUCUAACGUUACCAUUGAACUAGCAAAAAAGCCAAAGAAGGUUCAAUGGAACUGCAGUGAAAUCUCUGGGGUUUCAAGUGAUGUUACUCCUAAGCCAUGCAAUCUGCUUAUGGAUCAAGGACCGGAGAAUACCUGUAACUUUCCGGAGGAGGAUUUCCCACUCUAAAUUGUGCUCUUUACAUGAUUUGACAAAAUGAAGUGAAGAUCAAAUUUCUUCUUUAUCAAAUAAUGUUAUCAAAAAUUUCAAACCAGUAAAUGAACAUUUAAGUUUCUCUC